Cucurbitaria berberidis CBS 394.84 is the source of this 723-nucleotide messenger RNA. RefSeq lists its product as uncharacterized. NCBI's taxonomy places the organism in Eukaryota, Fungi, Ascomycota, Dothideomycetes, Pleosporales, Cucurbitariaceae. Bases 124 to 519 code for a protein of 131 amino acids. The record is from RefSeq and is a predicted model, not a curated record. The transcript has a single exon.
UCUUCUCCGACGGGGCUCAUCAUCGACGACAAAGUUUUAGACAAUAUGUCUGACCUUCUGAUGACGCGCACAGCGAACAAGAGGAUGCCACACCGCCUAUAUGAUACCCCCUGAUCCAACCCGAUGAGAUCUACUACACUAUCGACGUCACUGCCAUCGUGUUCUGCCGUCAGUGGAAGACUUUGCAAAUCUGCAGCGCAAGGAGGACCGCCAGCUGCUGCGUCAGUUCACCUUGUCCGAAAGACUCCCCAGAAACUCUCAGGUCAUACCGCCUUCAAUCCUGGAGCGAUGCUAUAUUCCCUAGACUGUGCAUCCUCGGCACUAGUUGCAGUAGGUACACCACAAAUAUGUGAUCGUCGACGAGACGCCCUGAGCUACCUAGGAUAUAGAAUGCGAGUACCAGAGCACGGCUUACAACCGCAGCGCCAGCAAUACAAGACAGGAUUGAGCAAAAAGGAAAAUUAUAGGGUGGGGAAAGGUCAGAGUUCAGGAACUCAUUGGACCUGGAGCAGUAAAUAAAGGUCAAAAGUCAAGCGGUUGAGCAUAUCCUGCUGCACGCUACAACCUAGGCUGCAAUUUCACAUCAGAGCCUGGAGGCUCGUUUGGACUGUGGGCACAAGCAGAUAACACUACCUAGGUGCACCGAACCGAGAUGCCCCAGAUGGCUUUGACUACCGACCAAAUCGCUCAUGAUCGUCCCACAGCGUUCGACCUGUGAAGAUU